Aspergillus puulaauensis is the source of this 807-nucleotide messenger RNA. Its product is annotated as alpha/beta hydrolase. The transcript has a single exon. NCBI's taxonomy places the organism in Eukaryota, Fungi, Ascomycota, Eurotiomycetes, Eurotiales, Aspergillaceae. Gene Ontology annotation, biological process: protein depalmitoylation. Bases 1 to 807 code for a protein of 268 amino acids. Gene Ontology annotation, molecular function: carboxylic ester hydrolase activity; palmitoyl-(protein) hydrolase activity. Gene Ontology annotation, cellular component: cytoplasm. The record is from RefSeq and is a predicted model, not a curated record.
AUGCCAACCCGACCCCCCACAAAAUCCGACUUCCCAUCCUCUCUAACAUUCACCCUCACCCGGCCACCACCAUCACCUCAAUCCCAAUCCCAAUCGCGACCACCACCAAACAUCCUCCUCCUCCUCCACGGCCUCGGCGACACCCACGCCGCCUUCACAAACCUCGGAGUCUCGCUCGCGCUUCCCGAAACAACAGUCCUCACAAUCCAAGCGCCCAAUCCGCUCCCCCUCGACAUCCCAGGCUUUCACUGGGGCGAUGAUAUAAACUUCGAUUCGCGCACGGGCGCGCUAGACAUGGAUGCAGGAUUCGCGAAGACCACAAAACUCCUCGUUGAGAGCGUCAUACAGACCGUGCUUGUUGGGAAAUGCGGAUAUAAGUUGCGUGAGAUCAUGGUGCUGGGGUUUGGACAGGGUGGCAUGGCGGGUCUCGUUGCUGCGGAGAGGAUAUUUGCGGAGGGGGUAGGUAAUGGGUCUGGAUCUGAAGGAGGGGAAUUAGCUGGGAUUAUCUCUAUAGGUGCAGCGUAUCCGCUUUCGCUGGCUGGGAAUAAGAGUACUACUACUGGUAGUGAGCAGGGGAAGAGCCGGACGCCUGUUUUGGUGGUUGCAGGCCGGGACUCGGAGGUUGUGACGGAGUCUGCGAUGAAGAGGACGAAGGAUGUCUUCCAGUUUGUGGAGAUGCAUGGAUAUAGGAGGCGUGGGGAUACAAUGCCGCGGAGUCGAGAUGAGAUGCUUCCCAUAAUGCGGUUCUUUGGGAGAAGGUUACGCAGUUGGCAGGGUGUCCCGGAGGGGAGUGUUGAGCUUUCUUAA